Molecule: messenger RNA, 1714 nt
Organism: Bicyclus anynana (squinting bush brown)
Lineage: Eukaryota; Metazoa; Arthropoda; Insecta; Lepidoptera; Nymphalidae
Product: methanethiol oxidase
Exons: 11
Coding region: 130-1551 (473 amino acids)
Molecular function (GO): selenium binding
Source: RefSeq, a predicted model, not a curated record
CGGAGCACGCUAGCUAUAAUAAACUUAAUCUCAUGAUACCUCGCUCAUACGCAUUAACUGUCAUAGAGACCGGUCGUAUUGUAACCGGUUGUAGUGUUUACUUUGUGAUUACGGAGUUAAAAAUACAAAAUGGCUUGUUGUAAAGGCGGGCCGGGGUACGCAUCCCCGCUUGACGCAUUCCGUAACGGCCCCAGGGAGGAAUUACUUUACGUUGUUUGUGUGCAACCAGACCAGACGAAGCAGGACUAUCUCGCUACUGUCGACGUUGACCCUAAUUCGCCUACGUACAGCCAGGUUAUCCAUCGCACAUACACGGGCAGUGAGGGCGACGAGCUCCAUCACAGUGGCUGGAACGUGUGCUCCAGUUGCUAUGAUAACCCGGAUCUCAAGAGGAACUUCCUCAUUCUACCGUCCCUCCAUUCUUGUAACGUCUUCGUUGUUGAUGUUGGCACCAACCCUCGCAAACCAGAGCUGCAUAAGGUAAUCGACGGUUCCGAAAUGAAGUCAGUUAACUGCAGUUUUCCGCAUACGGCCCACUGUCUGGCGAGCGGUGAAAUUAUGAUUUCCACGAUGGGUGAUAAGAAUGAAAACGGAAAAGGGGACUUUGUGCUCAUCGACGCGAAAACAUUGAAAGUGACAGGGACGUGGACGAAGGGGGAUAAGCUCGCCAAAUUCGGUUACGAUUUUUGGUAUCAACCUUAUCACGAUGUAAUGAUUGCCUCCGAAUGGGGCACUCCGAAGUAUUUCAAAACAGGUUUUCAUCCUGCCGACGUCGCUAACCCUGAAAAAUAUGGUACAUCCCUAAAUGUAUACAAAUGGUCUACCCGAGAGCUACAACAAGUUAUAGAUUUAGGGAGAGAGGGAUGUGCCCCACUCGAAAUCAGAUUCCUUCAUGAUCCUAAAUCCGCAGAAGGAUUUGUUGGGUGCGCCGUCGAGGCCAACGUCUACAGAUUUUUCAAGACUGAUGACGGAAAAUGGACAACAGAGAAAGUGAUUGAUAUACCAGCCAAAACUGCUUUGAAAAAUGGCGUGGAAACUAAACUCAAUGGUCUAAUGUCUGAUAUUCUAUUAUCAUUGGACGAUAAGUAUUUAUAUUUCUCGUGCUGGCUACACGGCGAUGUGAGGCAGUAUGAUGUAUCUAAUCCAAGGAAACCAAAACUGACAGGCCGAGUCCACUUGGGCGGAGAGAUCGCUAACUACGGUCUUAAAUUGAUCGAAGAUAAAGAAUUUAAUGACCAACCGGAACCAGUAAAAGUAAAAGGGAAACAGUUAUUCGGAGGUCCCCAGAUGCUGCAGCUAUCCUUAGAUGGGAAGCGUCUAUACGUGUCCUCGUCUCUUUACUCGCCAUGGGACAAACAAUUUUACCCUCAAAUGGGGCAAAAGGGAGGCUGGAUAGUGAAGUUGGACGUUGACACGGUGAACGGGGGCAUGAAAUUGGAUCCCGACUUCCUGGUAGACUUCGGUAAAGAACCGGACGGCGCGGUACUGCCGCAUGAGAUGAGAUACCCUGGAGGCGACUGCACGUCUGAUAUUUGGUUAGCUGAGGAUUAAAUAAGAAUAUAUAACGACGCUGUGCCAAUAUUUUUAUAUGCUAAGUUGUGUUAUUCAUUGUAAGCAUUAUUAUAAAAUGUAUACUAAAGAAAAAAAGUUAAAAUAUUCUUGUCAUAAUACAAAUUUUUGUACAAAAUUGAUAAAAUAUAAUAUGUGCAUAUAA